CUUUCGCUUUCUCCCUCCCCCCCUCCCUCCUUCUUUCCUCCCACUGAUUUCCUCCUGGGUCCUGUUUGAGUGGGGAGACUUUAGCUGAUUCCGUUUUUGCUUUUCACACGGAAACAUCUAGAUUUGUGCUGCGCAAUUUCUCUGGAAAUGUCUGAAUUUUUGCAAGGGCAGGAACGGAGGAUCGUCCUGGUGGGCAAAACAGGCAAUGGGAAAAGCGCUACGGCAAACACAAUCCUGGGAAAGCACGUCUUUGAAUCCAAGUUCUCUUUCAAUUCCGUUACCCAGAGUUGCCAAAAGGAGGAGGUCCAGCUGAAUGGCAGGAAGGUGGUGGUCGUGGAUACGCCUGGAUUCCUUGACACCGGGUGUCCCGUGCGAGAAACGGCCACUGAAGUGAGCAGGUGCAUGAAGUUUUGCUCCCCGGGUCCCCACGUCAUUCUGCAGGUGGUUCGUCCCACCCGUUUCACCCAAGAGGAGGAGGACGUGGCUUGCUUGAUCAAGGAGAUCUUCAGCCUGAAGGCCAAGAAUUACAUGAUCCUCUUGUUCACCCGGAAAGAAGAUUUUGAAGGAAAGCCUCUGGAGGACUUCAUCAAUCAGGGGAACCUCGGGUUGAAGAGGCAGGUGUACAAUUGUGGGGGCCGCUUCCUGGCUUUCAACAACAAGGCCGAAGGAAAAGAACGAGAGGCUCAGGUGGACGAACUGAUGACCAUGAUUGAUGAACUGGUGAAGGAGAACAAAGGGGCUCCUUGCUACACGGAAGACAUGAUGAGGGCCGACAAGGAGAACUUCAAGAAUAACAAAAACUUUUCCUGGUUGUGUCCCUUGUGCUUUGCUUUUCAUCCAGAAAUCGGAGGUUUGUGCAGUUCAACCAGUCGGGAAAUGGCUGGAAGCGCCGGAGGGGACGAACGGAGGAUCGUCCUGGUGGGCAAAACCGGCAAUGGGAAAAGUGCGACAGGAAACACAAUCCUGGGAAAACAAGACUUUGAAUCCAAGAUAGCUUUUGGUUCCGUCACCAAAAGUUGCAAAAGAGUGGAGACCCAGCUGAAUGGCAGGAAGGUGGUGGUCGUGGAUACUCCCGGAUUCCUCGACACCGGGCGCCCCGAGCGAGAAACAGCCAACGAAGUGAGCAAGUGCGUGAAGUUUUGCUCCCCAGGUCCCCACGUCAUUCUGCAGGUGAUUCGUCCCACCCGUUUCACCAAAGAGGAGGAGGACGUGGCUCGCUUGAUUAAGGAGAUCUUCACCCUGAAGGCCAAGGAUUACAUGAUCCUCUUGUUCACCCGGAAAGAGGACCUGAAAGAUACGACUCUGGAGAAAUUCAUCGCCGACGGAAACUCCACGCUGAAGGAUCAGGUGUCCAGGUGUGGGUCCCGCUACCUGGCUUUCAACAACAAGGCCGAAGGAAAAGAACGAGAAGCUCAGAGGGCCCAACUGAUGACCAUGAUUGAUGACCUGGUGCAGAAGAACAAAGGUGCUCCUUACUACACGGAAGCCAUGAUGAAGUCAGACCAAGAGACGCUGAAGACAAAAUUUGCCUGGUUUUGUUCCCUUUUCUGAUGGACACAAGAAAGUCUAAUUGAGACAACUCCGCAAAAGUUAACAACUUCCUUUUCCCCUUUCUAUUUUUUGGUCACCACCAAAGAAUGCGCGCCUGAGAUUUAUGGUUGAGUCUCCCUGAGCCAAUUCUUUCCCCCCGAGACCACGUUUUCUACCGUUGGAUAAAAGGACUUCCUUAAAAUCCUGUCAUUCCUCUCCCCAAUAUCAACUGGCCCCACAGCCAAAUUCUCUAUCAAUCUGGACGCAUGUCCCUUUGGAAGCACGCAUUAUUUGGGGCUUCCCCGUCUGUCAAUCCAGGCUGAGAAACCACCAUCACCAGAAACGUUAAGACUUCAUUGAUACAGAUUAUAACCCCCAAUUUUGAAAGCGUCUCCCUUUUGCUCCUGCAGGCACCAAAUGUUCUUUCUCACCUGUCCUGUUUUCCUGGGACGAAUCCAGGUUUUUUUAAUGGUUUUCCCAAUUUUCCGCAAGAGGACUUUCUCUGGAGUCCUCCACCUACAACAGCGGGGUACCUGAUACACGGGAUGCAGACCAACACCGGGCUGCAGCAUGUCAGAAACUGGACCACGCAAACAAGCGAAGCCCCAUCGAUGGGAUGCAGGGAGCAUGCAAAACCACACUCCCUACUGUCAGCGGAAAAACCUCUCUACAACAGGGAUGUCAAACUCAAGGCCCGUGGGCGGAAUCCAGCCCGCAAUGUGGUCGGAUCCGGCUCACAGGGCCGUCCUGGAAAAUAUAAGGGGCUGCCCUGCAUUGCUUCGGCUCCGUUUACCCAAUGCAAAGAGGGAACAUUGACCCAGCAGUUUGGGGAGUGGUAUCAAACUGGCCAGGCCCACCCAGUCGCCCACGCCCACCCAACCUUCCCAAGGUCAACCACGGCCCUGAUCUGGCCCUCAAUGAAAUUGAGUUUGACACCCCUGCUCUACAGGGAAGCGCUCCCUGGUGCCCCAAACGGUUGAGGGCUGCUCCUCCACACCAGGGCUGUGGACCAGCAACAGGCUGUGGUGCACAAAGAACCACGCAGCACAAGUGAGUGAAGCCCCAUCUGUGUGGGUCUGUGUGCGCGCGCGAUCCAGGCAGCAAGUGAAACCUACACCCCCCCCUCUCCGGUAUGCGGAAAAACCAACCUCCACAGAACCGUCCCUGGUGCCCAAAGGUUUGGCGGGGGGCGGGGGGGCUGCUGUACCAUCAACCCCUUGCCGUGGCCAAU
This is a messenger RNA of Thamnophis elegans (Western terrestrial garter snake), 2761 nucleotides long. Its product is annotated as GTPase IMAP family member 8-like. The transcript is spliced from 4 exons. Gene Ontology annotation, molecular function: GTP binding. NCBI's taxonomy places the organism in Eukaryota, Metazoa, Chordata, Lepidosauria, Squamata, Natricidae. Bases 148 to 1551 code for a protein of 467 amino acids. The record is from RefSeq and is a predicted model, not a curated record.